GGAGGACGGGAGGAGAGUGGGGGAAUCCGGUUCGGCAGCGCUUGUUUGCCGAAGGAGUUUCCCGGCGGGACGGGUUCCCUGGCCAAGGUUCUCCGCCAAAGAUCGGCGGGGAGGGCUGGGGGGUGCGCGCCGCCGCUCUGCUCGCCCUUAUCUGGGCACGACAGGCGAUAAUUCGCCGCUGCCCAAACAGCCCGGCGGCAGCUGGGUCCCGGGGAGAUCAACGCUGCCCGGCGCAGAGACCUGGCAAACUCAAGGCAGGGCUGGGAGCGCGUCCCGGGGAUGCCGAUGGAAGCGGCACCCCGGAAUACCACGUGUCCCGCUCUCCUGCACAGGAGGCAGGGCACGACCCCGCGCUGCCGAGGCGGGGUAGGGCCGGGGCACCGACCCCCCUCCAGCGCCCGCGUCCCACCGGGAGCUUCCUGCCGACCCGUCCGGGGAUCCAGCUGCCGCCCCGCCGGGACCCUCCGCGCUCCCGGAGAAAUAAUAAACUCAUCUGCACGCGUGUGCGGCGAGGAGAGCGGGCGGCAGGCGCUGCGUAUCAACACCACAGCGAGGGGAUAGAGGCGCGCUAGGCACGCCCUGGAUCCCCCGGUCCGAGGCGCAUUCCCGGCGGGAGCGGCCGCCCGCCUGCACAGGAGGAUGGGCGAGGCGGUGGCCCGGGUGGCCAGGAAGGUGAACGACACGGUGGAGAACAAAACGGAUUCCCUGGAUCUGGCCAACUGCAAACUGAUGACCUUCCCCGUUGGGAUCUACAAAGCCAUGAGGAGCGUCACCGAGGGGAUCCAUCGCAUCUCCCUGGCCAACAACGAGCUCAAGUCCAUCACCAGCCGAUUUGUCACCACCUUCAGCCAGCUGACAGAGCUCAACCUGGCGGGCAAUUACCUGCACCGCCUGCCCGAGGAAAUCACAUCCCUGCUGCACCUCCGGGCCAUCGACCUCUCCCGCAACAGGUUCCGCCGCUUCCCGGAGCCCCUGGCCACCGUCCCCGCCCUGGAGACCAUCGACCUGCAAGAGAACGAGAUCGCAGAGGUGCCGACGGAUAAAUUGGCCUCCAUGGCAUUGCUGCGGAGCCUCAACCUGCGGGCCAACCCGGUGGGCCCCGAGGUGCGGCUGCUGGUCCGGCCCCUCGUUCCCUUCGAGCUGCUGCUGUCUCCAGAGGAGCCCAUCCCUAAAGCCUGAUGGGACCCCAGGGUGCCCGAGCUGUCCCGAGGGGUGACUGCCCACAGGAGUGGUUUGGCUUAGGUCAGUCCCUGCUACGCCCCUGUUUCUGUCCCAAACCUGAGCCAGCGUGUCGUUUUUCCUAAAUUGAAAGCAAGCAGCAGGGCUCCCCCGUGAAGGGAUGGCUCUGCCAAAUCCAAGGCCUGGCAAUCUCCUGCUUAUGUGCUUUGGGGAUGCAGAGGAGCUGCAGGACCUGUGGUGGGAGGUUUGGGUAAAGCUGGGGGGAUCUGGGUGUUCACCCUCCCAUGUGGGCAGUGAUGGGGAGCAGCCAGGAUGGUGGCGGGCAUCCCUGUGGCUGUAAGGGUUCUCCCUGGAAUUGCUGACGUGGUGGUGUACCAAGUGCCUGAUUAAAUGCUUUACUGUUACAUCAGGGGGGUUGUAUCUGAUUAAAUUCAAAUUACCAGCCUUGUCGUUAAAGAAGCCCCUUCACACAGCUGCUCACCACAGCCUCCAGCUGGAUUCUCCCUGACCCAAGCAGUAUCUCCCUGGAAAAAUCCUGGUUUUCCAAGGAAUCUUUUGUCCCUUCUGUUUUCUCACCAUGGAAACCAAAGCAACCCAAUGCCAGUGGGUGCCCACACGCUGCUCACCCCGUGGGUAUCCCCAGAAGUGUGAGCCCACCUCUGGGGUCCUGGGGGUCCUCAAGUUGUGCUGAUUCCCUUCCCAGGAAGAAAUGUCCUGGGGAGAGUGGUUUCCCAGUGGCAGAGAGGCCACUGCCAAGCACACCCAUGUCCCUUAGCAGCUGGCUGCCUGCAAAAAACUACCAAAAACAACAAACCAACUCCUGGGAGAAACCCCAGGUGUUAUCUCAAAACUCCUUGUUUAAACAUCUCCCUUGUUUGUUCCUUUGGUAUUUAAGGGACAAACACUUCCCAGUGCUGUGUGCAGGCUGGAGAGAACCAGGAAUGGUAAAUCUUGUAAAUAUUUGACUUCUGGACUUGCCAAACUUUGGUGAAAGGUUAUGGUAAGAGACGUUGGGCAUGCUGGAGGAGCUAUGGGUUGAGUGGAGCAGCCUGGAGCCAGCACCAGCAUCCCCAAACAUCGUGUUGCUUGUCCCU
Molecule: messenger RNA, 2273 nt
Organism: Prinia subflava (tawny-flanked prinia)
Lineage: Eukaryota; Metazoa; Chordata; Aves; Passeriformes; Cisticolidae
Gene: LRRC20
Product: leucine rich repeat containing 20
Exons: 5
Coding region: 640-1179 (179 amino acids)
Molecular function (GO): protein binding
Source: RefSeq, a predicted model, not a curated record